This is a messenger RNA of Brugia malayi, 7623 nucleotides long. RefSeq names its product Chitin binding Peritrophin-A domain containing protein (gene Bma-cbd-1). Gene Ontology annotation, cellular component: extracellular region. Lineage: Eukaryota; Metazoa; Nematoda; Chromadorea; Rhabditida; Onchocercidae. The coding region runs from base 1 to 7623 and encodes 2540 amino acids. The record is from RefSeq and is a predicted model, not a curated record. The transcript is spliced from 46 exons. Gene Ontology annotation, molecular function: chitin binding.
AUGAAUUUGCAACAUCCCGCACUGUUGAUAGUGCUUAUUGCUUUGACAUGUUGUUGCGUGAUUUGUACGACAGUGGAAAGAAUACAAAAUCCAGCAUACUUUGAUGGAUCAUACGGUAAAGUAAGGAAGGGGUGGAGAGCGAAAUAUAGAGGACAUUGGAAAAGAUUGAUUGAUCAAUCAGGUAUGAAAGAAGGAGAAAUUGACGUUGUUCGGCUAUCGACAAAUCGAGCUUCGAAAAUGAUGACAUCCAAUAACACACCUUAUGAUAUAUCUGAUCAGGUUAGUAAAUUAGGUCUGAAAUCGGAUGAUAUGAGUAAAACUUUGAGUGUGGAGGAUGUACGACAGCUAUUAUUUGAACCGAUUCGGAGUAAGGAAGCGGACGGCAUCGUACAACCGCAUAAAUUGUCGACUCCCAAACAUUGGCACCGUCAAAUACGACAAUAUGAAGAAGGACGCAAGAAUAUUUUGGCAGUAAGCAAACCUAAAGAGCGGUAUCCGUUUGAAAAAGGGCAGAAAUUUGGUCCAUCGAAGUGCUCGGGACAAAAAGACGGUAUAUAUGAGGCUGGACCGUGUGAACGCUGGCACUUAUUAUGUCGUAAUGGAAAGGCGAAAAAGAUUUUCUGUGCAAACGGUUUGUAUUGGAAUGGUGAUAAAAAUCAAUGUGAGCCAAAGAUUAAUAUUGUCUAUUGUCAGCUAAAGUUUGACUGUACUGGGAUGGAUGACGGUAUUUACGUUGAUGGUUGUUCAAAUGUAUUCUGGUUUUGUAACAGUGAGACGGCAUUUCUUUCCAAAUGUCCAAGGGAUUUAUACUUUAAUAUCAAUAAGCUAAGAUGUGAUCUUAAAGAAAUGAUACCAGCAUGUGGAGGGAUCGAUCGGGAUGAAAUGAAGCUUGUUAAUUCUCAGGAAAAAUUUUCUAGAAAGUCAAGAGAGGAAUGGAAGGAGCAAGUAACUCACAAGUUGUUAGAAUCUGUGCGGAAAGAAGGCAUUUGUGAAGAACGAAAAGAUGGGAAAUAUGCUAUUGCUAAAUGUUAUGAAAAAUUUCUUUUUUGUGUCGAAGGAAAGAGUUUGAUUGUUAACUGCCACAGCGGUCAGUUGUAUUCUUCUGAACAUCAGCAAUGUAUAGAUGCCAGAAAUUUGCCGUUUUGUCGAGAUUUUGCAGAUUUGGAGACAAGCACAGCUUCAAGAUAUUCUGUUUCGUGUUCUUCCCUUCCCGAUGGUACCUAUGAAUUGGGAGAUUGUGAAAGAAGCUUUUCAAUCUGUCGUAAUGGAGUGAGAAGCAAUGCUUCCUGUGGACGAGGUCUUGUGUAUAAUGCGCAAACAGGACACUGUGACUAUGCAUCCAACGUUAAAAAGUGUCCACAAAUUAAAAAAGAACAUGAACCAGAAUUAGCACACAUAGGUACAGGAAGCAUCCAUAAAACGAUGGUGCCUUAUCGGAAGCAAAAUGUUUGUCAAAAGUGGGAAAAUGGUAUGUACGCCAUCGCAAAAUGUUAUGGAAAAUACUUAUUUUGCAUCGAUGGAAGAGGUCUUGUUGUUGUUUGCAGCGAUGGACAGUUGUUUUCUUCUGAACAUCAGCAGUGCAUGGAUAUUGGAAAGUUACCUUCAUGUGCUGAUUUUGAGAAUUCGGAUACAACCGUCAUUGCUGAAUAUUCUGAUCAGUGUUCUUCGCUUUCCGAUGGUGUCUAUGAACUAGGUGAUUGUGAACGGAAUUUUUUAAUUUGUUUUAAUGGAGAGGGAAGCAUUGCUUCAUGUGAACCAAAUUUUGUAUACAAUGGGCAAACCGGGCAUUGUGAAUACAAGUCUAAAGUUGAAAAGUGCUUGAGAUACAGAAAAAACAAACAAAGACGAGACAAAUCAGCUUUGUCACAUAAAGAACCAGAUUGUCGUUGUAAGGGACAAAAAGAUGGUCUAUAUGCAAUAGGAUGUACAAAGAAAUUCUAUUCGUGCUCAAAUGGUAUUUCAACUGGUCAUAAAUGUCCAACUGAUUUAGUUUUCAAUGUUGAUAGUGGUUUUUGCGAUUAUCCAAUGAAUGUUGUUGCAUGUGGUGGACAAGGACUGAUGAUAAAUGAUGAAGUUGAUAUUGAUGAAGAAAGAACUGCUUCUAACUUAAUUUCUGGAUGCUCAAUUUUGGAAGAUGGCAUUUACGGUUUAUCACCUUGUGGUUCUGGAUAUUAUCGUUGCUGGCGUGGUGCAACAUCCUUUGCAAGAUGUGCAUUUGAUUUGGUGUUUAAUCCUUCCUUGAAUAGAUGUGAUUUCAGGGAGAAUGUUGCAGGGUGUCUACAAUACAACAAGACAUCAAAUAAGAUUAAAAAACCGAUCUAUGGGAUUACAAUUAAACCUGUAGAAGGUAGUACAUCGAAAUGUGAAAAGCUAAGCGAUGGUUUUUAUGUGGAAGGUUGUAAUAGAAUCUAUUAUAUCUGCGCAAAUGGCAAAACAUUUUAUAUGAAUUGUCCAUGGAAUCUCACUUUCAAUUAUCGCAGUGGUACUUGCGAUGAGCGAAGUAUUGUCGAAGCUUGCAGAGAUACUUCAAGUGAAAAAAUGCACCCAUCAUUAUUUGGCACAAUUGCGCCACUGAUGCCAAGUUGUACUACUCUUCCAAAUGGCCCUUAUCAAUUUGGUCUUUGCUUAGCGGAUUAUAUUUUAUGUCGAGAUGGUGUUAUUAGUUUGGCCAGUUGUCCUGAUCCAAUGGUUUUUAAUCCAGACAACUCACGAUGUGCUUUGAGAUCUGAUGUUGUGGCAUGCGGAAUAGUUAAUCACUCGACUAGAAAUAAAUUGGAUAUCUAUUGUGUUGCUCGACAAGAUGGAAUAUUUUCAUACAACUGUUCGCAAAAUUUUUACAUCUGCGCAAAAGGAAAGAUCUAUCUCUUCGCAUGUCCUUAUGGGAUGGUUUACGACAGUAAAUUUCGUCGAUGUGGAAAUUCCGCUGAAGUUCAGUCUUGUAUUCAAACUGAGUCAUUAGUAUCUCUAUUACCACGGGAACCAAUGAAUAAUUCAUUUGGUAUGAUAGUGAAAGACAAUGAUAAAUUUUGCGACGGUCGUCCUGAUGCGAAUUAUGCAGCCGGAUUAUGUUCAACGAUUUUUUUUUCAUGUGUUCAUAUGAGAAAAGUGUUAAUGUCAUGUCCUGAAAAGCUCGUGUAUGAUGAAUCAACUAAUCGGUGUGAAGAACCAAAAAAUGUCGCAGAAUGUCGAAAUAGUUCUGUAAUACCUAAAAACAUCUCAUCGGAUGAACAAGAUAUAGAGGAACGACUGAUAUCUUCCACGAUUACACCUCUCUGUCUGGGGCGAAAGGAUAACAUUUAUCCACUGGAUUUUUGUUUGCAAAGUUAUUUGCAAUGUUACAAUCAGAAAGGAAUAAUAAAACACUGUCCAGAUAACAUGCUAUUUGAUGGAAAUGUUGCUGCUUGUGUUCCAAAAGCGACUUGCAAUCGAAUAAUAACAUCAUCGAAUGAGAAACACGAAAAUGCAGGAAAUGAUGAUAGUAGAAUUAAGAUAUUAACUGAAACAGCACUGCCACGAUGUUAUGAAAUGGCGGAUGGUGACUAUUCGGCAGGUUGUGUACCGGACUUCAUAACAUGCAUUGGUGGUUCUGAAAUCCAUAAGAAAUGUCCGAAUUCAAUGGUAUUUUCGAAUAUUUUACGUGGAUGCGUGUCUUACGAAAAGUGCGCAUUUUUGAUGUAUCGAGUAUUAGCUUCGUUUCAUCCAUCGCAUAGAGUAGGCACUCAUAAAGAAUUGGAGAAAGACGGAAGCGCUAUGAACACACCAUCAGUUUCUGAUCCUGAAUUAUCGGUGCCGGAAGCUAAUACUUUAGUUUCUGGUGCAGAUGUAAACUAUUGUGAAUAUGCUCGAGUACAGUGUACCAAUGAACUUGCUACUAAUGGACAGAUGGAUCAGAUGCCAAUCGAGAAACAACCAGAAACAGUAGUAGAGUCGCAGUUUCAAGAAGAGAAUGGGGAUCUCUUAUGUGUGCCAGAAGUAUCCGGAAGCCGAAUAGAUUCAGUAAGAUGUGAUAACUUGGACGAUGGCUUAUAUGCAUUGGAUUGUUCAGAUAAAGUUGCUAUUUGUAGCGCUGGUUGGAAAAGAAUUUAUGGAUGUCCACAGGGACAGUUCUUUAUUCCUGCACUUGGAAAAUGUGAUGAAAGUUGGAAAUGCAUAGAUACCAAUCCUUGUGGAACAGGAUUUAUUGGGGUAGUUUAUCUAGGAAAAGUUGAGUCAAUUAAACCAUCCUUUUCGUCUUCGUCAGUUGGUGAUCUUUCGUGCGUAAAUAGAGAUGAUGGAAAUUAUGGAAGACAGUGUUCUCCGAUAUUCGUCAAAUGCCUCCACAAAAUACCGAUUUUGAUGAGAUGCCAGACGGGACGACUUUUUGAUCAACGUUCUAGUCGUUGCAUACCAUUAGAUCGUUGUCCAAUGUUAUCCACUACUCUUGAUAUUGGCAAGGUUCGAUGCGUUGAAAAUGAACGUUUCGAAAUCGGCAUUUGCAAUGAUUACUAUUAUGCUUGUUCAAAUGGCAAGUUCGUUCUUUAUAAAUGUCCACCUGGUUAUACAUUUGAUGCUAUUCAUGGAGUUUGUAAUUCAAAAUGUAAUAAACCAGGAUGUAGUCCUGGCGAAAUUAGUUCUCUUGGACCUUGUAAGAAUACGUACUUGAAAUGCAAUGCAAAGCGAACUUUCGAAGUGGGAUAUUGCAUGGAGGAUAAACUUUUCGACUCAGCAUCACGUAUUUGCCGAUUUCGGUAUGAAAUUGCGGAAUGCGUUGGGAAUCCUAUGAAACAACUCGGAAUUAUUUCUGCUCCUGCGCUACAUCGUGUGCACGAUUCAUUUAGACAACCACUGCAAUUUAAUCCAUAUCUAACACUAAAUCGACAAAACAGAAAUCCAUAUAGAUUGAAAUUGAGGUCACCGUAUGCACAAUCUGCCAAAAUUGCACCUUAUCAAAAUCCAAACAUGUUAUCUGGUAUAUUGCGAGCUCCAUCAAGCAAUGUAUUUAUUCCGCAAAUGGCCCAAGAACAGCACAGUUCACAUGUUUUUAGAAAUUUACCUCGUCAGAUGAGAAAUGUUAAGGACACUUUUCGCGUUGUUCCAUUCCCACUCGGAAGCAUUCCGAACAUACAAAAUCUAGGAAUUAUUGAUCAGUUUCAACUGCCCAGUAAUUUUCCGACGUAUUCUUUUGUGGCUUCACGACCUUCACCUUCGUAUAAUUCACCAUCAACUUCAUCAUCGAAUCAUGGAACAACCAAUAGAAAUGGAGCAGUAGAUAGUGUAGAAGGUAGCGGUGAAGGGGACAAUGCAUCUGCGGUAACUGAUGGUGGGCGCGUGAAACGAGAUGCAUCAUUUGAGACAGAAUUUAUGGAAUUUGGGACAGGAUUAGAGAGAAAAUUAGAGACCGAUUCGGAUAUGGAAUUGGAGAAUGAUUAUUUCGAGAACGAACCUGAUCUCUGUCCUUCUAAAACAUAUUCGACCAAUCUUACGCUAGGUGUUUGUCGUCCGAGUUAUAUCUUUUGUAAUGUAAAGGAAAAUUCGGUUUAUGUAGCGGACUGCAAUGAUGGAAAGUUAUUUGAUAGUGGAUUAAAAGAAUGUUUACCUGCAGCAGACUGUAUAUUAAGAGCACUACAUGGCCAGAGCAAUGAUAAUGAAAGAACUCCAUGUGCUUUAUUGCCGGAUGGUGCAUAUUCUCUUCCGGGUUGUAGUCAGUAUUUUCUUUCCUGUUUAUCCAACAAAGCAAUAUUGAGGAGUUGCGCAAAUGGACUAUAUUAUGAUGGAAGCAAACAUCAAUGCGAUUAUAGAGAACGUGUAGCAAUUUGCAAUAGUGAAAAAAAAGCAAUUUAUGAACAAUCUUUGCUGGAUGUAAAAGAUUAUUCAAGUCAUGAAAACAUAGAUGAUAUAAAAAUAGCUUUAGCAAAUGCCAAUCACGAAGUACCUUCUACAUUACCAAACUUUACCUGCUCCAUUAAUAGUACCAUAUCCCUGGUAUGUUCACCAUCGUUUGUGAUAUGUGCUGGCGGUAUUGCAUACAUAUUCAACUGCGAUGGCGGUCUCGUUUUCGAUCAGAUAACGAGUUCAUGUAGCAGGAUAGAAGAUGCUUCAGAAUGUGAUGAACAGGGUAAUAGACAAAAAAUGUUUUCAGUGACUAACAGAUUCAGUUCCUCUUCGUCAUUAGCAGGAUUUGAUGAUUUACCCCAUACAUUGGUAAAUUUGACUAAUGUUUCAUAUGAUGUUUCUAGUUUUGAUUGCAUAAAUGUCCGUAAUGGAUUGUAUGCUUCUCAAUGCUCACCGCUCUUUUUCGUUUGUUCUGCUGAUCAUCUAACCGGAUUCGUAUGCCAGGAUGCAUUAGUUUUAAAUCUUGAAACAGGAUUUUGCGACCAGAAAGAAUAUGUUGCAUCUUGUAAAGGAACUGAUCUCGUUAAUAGCUCUUCCACUACAUUGUCCUCUAUCGCUGGAAAAGUGUCCUUGGAGUCAACCUCUAUCACUGCUCAACCAUCUUAUCAUUCAAUUCCACUCAAACGAUGGAAAUGCGAGGAUGGAUUCAUUGGUAUAAUGUCAAAAGGUUGUUCAAGAAAAUUUGUCCUCUGCGUCAACAGUAAUCAACAUUUAUUCUUUUGUCAGGAAGGCUUAGUGUAUAAUAUCAACACUAAUCGUUGUGAUCAUGCACAAAAUGUUGCUGCUUGUGGUGGUAAAACUGGAAUUCCAUUUAAAAAAAGAGCAUACGAAACAUCCCAUUCGGAAAAAGAUUUGAUUUCGACCAUUCAUGCUGUGGAUUUGAGAACAUCUAAUGCUUCAAAUCAAACGAUACAAGCGCUUUGCCGAAUCUCACGAGGUCAAAGUGCAGCAUACGGGCAUUGUCGGACAGAUUUUAUUUUUUGUCCACGAAGUGGAAAUGGAAGUCCUCAUAAAUCAUACUGCAUAAGUGACUACUUGUUUGAUGAAGAUGUUGGACGUUGUGUACCAGCUGAAGUUUGUGGAAUGGUUGGUGAUGCUAUUGCGGAAUCAGUGUCAUUAACAAAAGAAAAGUGUGAUGGUGUGGAAGAUGGCACUUCGAAAGGAAUUGGUCUAUGUUUAAGUGAAUAUUACGUAUGCAAGAAGGGUGUUCCAAUUCGGAGACGUUGUUUUAAACAUUUGGAGACAUUUUCUGCAACAGCUGGUGCAUGCAUGUCACUUUCUCUGAAUCCUGAAUGCCAACAGGGAUUGGUUACACUAACCGAUAGUAUAAAAAAAUUUAACGACACCGACGAUUUUUGUAUUCAUCGACCGAAUGGCUUUUAUCGGCAUCCUACAGACUGUGCAAGAAUCUUACAGUGUUUCGGCGAAGAGAUAUUUGAACACUUGCCAUGUGAUGAUGGACUUGUUUUCAACGAGAUAUCCGGUGGCUGUGAUUAUAAAAGCAAUGUGCCAGAGUGUGCUAUUACUUCUGAAAAAUCCGAAGAAGGUAACAGUUCGUUAGCAGCAGGUUCAAAUUGUGAAGGAAAAUCCCACGGUGAUCACUUGGCAGACGAAAAAGAUUGCUCUGUAUUUUAUCGAUGUGUGUGGGGCAAACUGGAAAAGUUUUUUUGCCCAGAGCAUACCGUUUUUAAUCCCGCACUUAGCGUAUGUGAUUUUCCAAGUGCGGUACCGUAUUGUAAAGUUACUAUGUAA